Penicillium manginii is the source of this 558-nucleotide messenger RNA. RefSeq lists its product as uncharacterized. Lineage: Eukaryota; Fungi; Ascomycota; Eurotiomycetes; Eurotiales; Aspergillaceae. The transcript has a single exon. The record is from RefSeq and is a predicted model, not a curated record. The coding region runs from base 1 to 558 and encodes 185 amino acids.
AUGUCUACUGCUGUCACUCGAACUUUCGAGGAGGAGCGACAGAUUACCGUCGGCGAUAUCGAGUGUCUGUGCGAUCUGGUGGUCAUGCCACGUGCUGACAUGGAAGAGAAUGCAAGCCGUAUUGAAAGCGUUGCCGAGGACAUAGUCGAGAUCCUUCUGCCUCUCGGACUGCAACAGGGUAACUCCGAUAACAACCAGACCCCCGAGUGUUUUGAGGAGCGGUGUCACAGGUAUAGUCUCCAGCUUCGAGAGUACGCCACGGAGCUUCGUCUCAGCCCCAACCUAGCGUAUCACAUUUCAUGGGCGCUUUACGGUAUUAUGUGCCUUGUUACUACUCUUAGCAUUUGUGACUGCCGGCAUAUCGACGACCAUGCGCGGUAUUAUGAGAUCCAUCUGGCCAGAUAUAGUCACCGGCUCAGGUUUCCCCCAUACUUCUUACCCGGCGAUUCCUCUGCUAUUUUUCAGCAGAUCUCUGUUAACUUCCAGGUUUUGGCAAUCCGCCCUCUAGACUCCAACUGCCGGUGUCACAAGUGUUGUAUGCGUGAAACGAUUUUCUGA